AUGUCUCGUCGCUCAACCGUGACCCGCCUGCGCAACCUGAUGACGUCGUUCAACGGGAUCUACGCUUUCAUGGAGAGCUACGACGCCAGCAAGCAGGCCGGCGAGCUGGUUAUGCGCUUGGAGAAGCUCGAGCCGCUGUGGGACAAAAUCGACGAUGCCAUCACGGAGGCGGAGCUAGCGGACAGUGAGGAGGGGACCGGCGAGGAGGAGAGAGGUGAGGAUAAGGGUGAGGAUAAAAGUGAGAGUGGUGAGAAAAAGGGGUCCAAACCGGAGAGGUACGCCAACAUUCGAAGUGCCUUCCAAAAUAAAUACUUUACGGUCAAAGCAUUCCUGCAGUCUAAAAUUUGGGAGCUUCCCGAUCAAGCCCAAGCCCUGCCCAUGGUUUCGCAGUCCGCCCACACCACCCCUUCUACCCAACACGUUAAAUUGCCUACUAUCAGUCUACCAAGGUUCUCUGGGAACUAUGAGGAUUGGUUGCCUUUUCGAGAUCUCUUCGUGUCGCUGAUUCACUCGUCGGAAUUGCCAAAUAUUGAAAAGUUUCACUAUCUGCGGAAUCAACUUGACGGUCCAGCCAAAACGGAGAUCGCGAAUGUGAAAUUUACUGCAGACCAUUACACUGUCGCGUGGGAGUUACUGGAAAAGCGGUUCGGUAACACCAAGCACAUGAAGAAGCUGGAAAUCAAGAGUUUGUUCGACCUGCCAACUUUUCGGAAGGAGUCGGUUGCUGAGCUACGCGAACUGGUGGAAGGGUUCGACAAAACCGUUCGAGUCCUGGAUCAAGUUGUGGAGUACGCCAAGUACAGGGAUCUUCUUCUUGUUCAUCUGCUGUGCUCUCGUUUGGACGACAAAACGCUGCGCAGCUGGGAGGAGCACGUGUCCACGAAGACGGAAGAGACUUUCCAGGAUCUGAUCGACUUCCUGCGUCGGCACAUCUGUGUUCUGGAAGCUCUGCCUACUAAACACCAAGAGUCCCACCAGUCCAAACCCCGUAAAGCUUUCGCCACCAAGGUCUCCAACCAAAACACGGUCCAUUCCAAUCCCAAAUUCGGCUGUUUGGCAUGUUCUGACUCACACCCCCUCUUCAAAUGCCCAUCGUUUGCGAGGAUGUCAGUCAGCGAGAGGGAGAAGAUCGUCAAUCAGAACGCGCUGUGCAGAAACUGUUUCCGGAAGGGCCACAUCGCUAGGAGUUGUACUUCCAGGUUUUCGUGCCAGCGAUGUAAGGAACGCCACCAUACGCUGGUCUGCUACAAACCGGAAGGAAAACCCAACCUAUGUCCAGCCAUCCCAGCAAGGCCAACCAAGGAGGAGGCAGGAACGGCGGCGACCGCUGAGUCGUCCUCUGCUGCUGUCGCGGAGACACGUACGGCGAACACCAGUUCUGCAGCUACGGUCGGAAAGGUGCUUUUAGCAACCGCAGUACUUUUGCUCGUCGACGAUGCUGGACAGGAGUUUCCAGCAAGGGCACUUUUGGACUCUGGGUCAGAGUGCAACAUCGUCUCCACCAAACUCGCUCAACGGAUGCACGUGUCCCGGAACAAGGCGAACGUGCAGAUUUCCGGUGUUGGUCAAGUACCUACAAAAACUUCGCAGAAGGUUCGAGCCACGGUCAAGUCCAGAUUGUCGAAAUACUGCGAGGUCAUGGAGUUUUACGUUUUGGCCAAGGUGACUGAAGAUCUACCAACCUCCCCGGUGGAACCAACUAGCUGGACUGUUCCCGAAGGUGUCCAACUGGCGGACCCUGAAUUCUUCAGAACCAACCCUAUCGAUGUUUUGCUCGGCGGAGAGUUCUUCUUUAACUUCUUCCCAUACAAACAGAGGAUCUCACUUGGAGCAGGACUACCAUCCCUGGUUGAAUCGGUGUUCGGCUGGAUCGUGACUGGCAGGUGCGGCUGGAACCGUGGAGAACCACCGAUCGUAUGCCAGCAUUCAACCGUAACGGAAACCUUGGAGGAAAUUAUGACCAAAUUCUGGGAAUGCGAGGACGGAGGAUUUACUUCCGAUUAUUCCGUGGAGGAGAGCACGUGCGAGGACCACUAUGUGCGCACCGUCAAGCGAGGUGGAGAUGGUCGGUACACCGUUGGAAUGCCAAAGUCGGUUGAUUUGCACAUCAAGCUAGGAGAAUCGAAAAGCGCUGCUGAUCGUCGUCUUCUUUUCCUUGAGAGAAGGUUGGCUCGCGACGAUGACCUGAAGAAGGAGUACCAUGCGUUCAUGAAGGAUUACUUGGACAGGAACCACAUGUGCAAGAUCAUCGAAGACCCGACGAGCACCGCGACCACCUACUACCUCCCACACCACCCCGUCAUCCGAAGUUCCAGCACAACAACGCACGUCCGUGUCGUGUUUGAUGCGUCAAGCAAAACCUCCACUGGGACAUCCCUAAACGACGUUCUGCUGAACGGCCCAGUCAUCCAGGACGACCUGCGCACCAUCAUCUCCCGAAGCCGCCUGUUUCCCAUCCUUCUCGUCGCAGACGUGGAGAAAAUGUUUCGGCAGAUUCGGAUGGACGCCGAGGACCUACCGCUGCAGAGAAUUCGCUGGCGCUUCUCGGAGGACGAUCCCAUCGACACGUACGAGCUGCUAACCGUGACGUACGCCACCAAACCGGCGCCGUUCCUGGCCACCCGAACCCUGAAGCAGCUGUCCGUCGAUGAUGCAACCAAGUACCCACUGGCCGCCGUGAGGAUCGCGCGAGAUGUUUACAUGGACGAUGUAAUCACUGGUGCAUACCACCCUGCCGAAGCGAAACAAAUUCGUGAGCAACUGGACACGAUGACGCUGGUAGCAGGUUUUCCGCUUCGCAAGUGGGUCUCCAACUAUGAGGAAGCGCUCGAGGGUGUGAGUGAGGACAACUUGGCGCUACCGAGAGAGAUGGGGAUCGAUUUCGACGAAGAGAGGACCGUGAAGACUCUUGGGUUGGUCUGGGAGCCGAAAACUGACACGUUCCGGUUCAAGAUUGAGUCGACGCUGAUCCCACCGAACGAGCUGACCAAGGCCAAAAUACUCUCUAUCAUUGCCAAAAUUUUCGAUCCUUUGGGGCUUGUUGGACCGGUGGUGGCUAAGGCAAAGAUCUUUAUGCAGGGAAUCUGGGAGCUGAAGAACGCGAAGGGCAAACCCUGGGACUGGAACGAUCCUCUGCCGAAGUCGAUGCUGGACGAGUGGAUGCAGUUCUACGAGCAGCUCCACUACCUGAACAACCUGCGGAUUCCAAGAUUCGCUAUGAUCCCCAAUCCAGUCCACAUUCAACUCCACUUUUGUAGCGAUGCUUCCGAGAAGGCACUGGGUGCGAAUCUUUACAUCCGUUCUGAGGACAAGGAGGGGAGAGUCAAGGUGUCUUUCUUCACGUCCAAAUCUCGGGUCGCUCCUCUCAAGCGACAACCCAUUCCCCGGCUCGAGCUGAACGGAUUUUGGCUAGCCGCAGACAUGUACCGGAAGUUCAAGGAGUGCACAACUUUCCGUUUCGAAACCUUCUUCUGGACGGAUUCCAGAACGGUCCUGCAGUGGCUUGCGAAACCCCCAAGAACGUGGAAUGCCUACGUGGCAAACCGUGUCUCCUUUAUCCAGCAUAUUACCCAAGGUUGCCACUUGUUCCAUGUACCCGGAGUCAUGAACCCAGCUGACCAGCUGUCCAGAGGACUGGACCCCAAGGAGUUCAUUGACGGAGAUUGGGACCCGUUGUGGAUGUACGAGACGAGUUCCUGGCCUGCCCAAGCAACACCCGAAGAGGAGACCGAAGAUUGCGCCAAGGAGAGGAGAAAACACGUCGAGUCAGCUGCUGCAGUUUCUGCCAAGUCAUUCAACGAAUCGUAUUUUGCGAAGUUCAACGAAUACUGGAAGCUGAUCCGCACGACCGCCUACUGGAGACGGUACCUGCGCAAUCGUCGUUUACCGGAAGCCGAGCGUACCCUGUCAGUCCCGCUAACCACAAGGAACUACAAGAAGCGGAAUGGUGUCUCGCACGGCUGGUCCAGCAAGAAGCUUUCAGCAGGGAACUCCAGGACCUGUCCAAAGGAAGGUGUCAUCCGCGUGGGAGGACGGUUGGGCAACUGCGACCGAAACGAGAACUUCAAGCACCCGAUUAUCAUCCCAGGAAACCACCACUUCUCCAAACUUCUGGCCGACUGCCUGCAUCUACGACUGUUUCACGCCGGAACCCAGCUGAUGCUAGCGACGAUGCGACAGAAGUUUUGGCCGCUGAGAGGACGAGACCUAUGUCGGCAAACCACACACCAGUGCAAGGACUGUUUCAAGGCGAAACCUCAACUUCUACAGCAAUUUAUGGGACAACUACCAACUCCAAGAACGAUCGCCGCUCGACCUUUCACCAAUACAGGCGUAGACUACUUUGGGCCAGUCUACAUUAGGCAAGGGUAUAGAAGGGGGCCGGUUAAGGCUUACGUAGCUGUGUUUGUUUGCUUUGGAACUAAAGCGGUCCACUUGGAACUGGUUUCGGACCUGUCCACCGCCAAGUUCCUCCAAGCACUGCGUCGGUUCGUGGCUCGCCGGGGAAAGCCAGCCGACAUGUAUUCCGACAAUGGCACAAACUUUGUCGGCGCGAAAAAUGACCUCAAAGAGCUUCUGCACAACCUCAAGCACGAGAAACACCACGAACACAUCCAGCACGAAUGCUCCCAGGAGGGUAUAAAUUGGCACUUUAUCCCUCCUGGCGCUCCCCACUUUGGCGGAUUGUGGGAAGCCGCUGUUAAGUCCGCCAAGAAACACCUUCUCCGCGUUGUUGGCCAAUCCUCCAUCUCACACGAGGACUACAUAACCCUCCUCGCCCAGGUAGAGGCUUGCCUCAACUCAAGACCCCUCACGCCCCUCACUGAAGAUCCCUCCGACCUCGAACCGCUAACCCCCGCUCACUUCCUGAUCGGGACAUCCCUAGAAGCUGUGCCGGACAAGAACUAUUCCGAGAUCCCGAACAACCGCCUCACGCACUGGCAGAGCAUCCAACAGCAGCUUCAACAUUUCUGGCGUCGGUGGCAUACGGAGUACCUGCAACAACUACAAGCUCGUGUGAAGAACUGGCAGCCUGCGAUAGAAAUUCGCCCUGGACGCCUUGUCAUCGUGGUCGACGAAAACCAGCCGUCGAUGAAGUGGAAGAUGGCACGAAUACACGAGAUUCAUCCCGGCGCCGAUGGUGUGGUCCGCGUAGUUACGCUCCGGACUGCUACUGGAUACCUGAAGAGACCAGUUACGAAGAUUUGCCUGUUACCAAUACCAGCAGAAUCGAUCGAGGAAGAAAAGGUAGCCACGUUGACGUUGGGGUUCUGGCUGAUAUGUGUCACGAUCAAGGAUACCGGAGAAGCAUCUGUUGAAGCCGAAUUCUGA
Messenger RNA from Culex quinquefasciatus (southern house mosquito), 5331 nucleotides. RefSeq lists its product as uncharacterized. Lineage: Eukaryota; Metazoa; Arthropoda; Insecta; Diptera; Culicidae. Gene Ontology annotation, molecular function: nucleic acid binding; zinc ion binding. The record is from RefSeq and is a predicted model, not a curated record. Gene Ontology annotation, biological process: DNA integration. The transcript is spliced from 3 exons. Bases 1 to 5331 code for a protein of 1776 amino acids.